GUUUUACUCGCCGCGAAGGGUUCGAGCUCGGUUUCUUUCCAGGGAGAGCGGCGGCAGGGAAGAUGGUGGAGAAGGGCACCAAAUGGAGGAAGGAGGUGAUCACGAGGGAGUACACGAUCAAUCUCCAUAAACGUUUACAUGGAUGCACAUUCAAGAAGAAGGCUCCCAAGGCAAUCAAGGAGAUCAAAAAGUUUGCACAGAAGGCCAUGGGUACCACAGAUGUCAGGGUUGAUGUGAAGCUCAACAAGCACAUAUGGAGCAGAGGGAUUCGAAGCGUGCCAAGGCGAGUCCGGGUGAGAAUUGCUCGAAAAAGGAACGAUGAAGAGGAUGCCAAAGAAGAGCUAUUUUCUUUGGUCACAGUUGCCGAGGUCUCACAAGAGGGUUUCAAGGGAUUGGGCACCAAGGUUGUUGAUGAAGCAGACUAAGUUCCGAGUCAUCCAUCAGCUUCUACUAUAGUACUAUAUGAAGAUAUUAAUGAUGCUAUGGAAUCAACGACUAAGGUUUGAAUGAUUUGUAGACGAUCUUGUUCUAGCCAUAACUUGUGAUCAUGAUUUGUGAUUGA
Messenger RNA from Musa acuminata AAA Group (dessert banana), 562 nucleotides. RefSeq names its product large ribosomal subunit protein eL31. NCBI's taxonomy places the organism in Eukaryota, Viridiplantae, Streptophyta, Magnoliopsida, Zingiberales, Musaceae. The coding region runs from base 63 to 425 and encodes 120 amino acids. Gene Ontology annotation, biological process: cytoplasmic translation. The transcript is spliced from 2 exons. Gene Ontology annotation, cellular component: cytosolic large ribosomal subunit; ribosome. The record is from RefSeq and is a predicted model, not a curated record. Gene Ontology annotation, molecular function: structural constituent of ribosome.